AUGUCGACGGAACGCCGCUUAAAGACGCUCAAGCUGCGCCAGAAGAGCUUACUGACGUCAUUCAACGUGAUCAAGCAGUUCGUGGAGGACUUUGACGAAGAGAGGGAUGCUUGCGAAGUGCCGGUGCGGUUGGAGAACAUAAUCAAGUUGUGGGAUGACUUGAAUGCGGUGCAGGCCGCACUCGAGGUGCAAGAUGAGGCCACUCUGGAUGAGCAGCUAAAGCAGCGCACGGAAUACGAGACUUCGUAUUACCGUGUGAAGGUGUUUCUUCUCUCCGUUAAUAAAAGUGAUGUUGCUAGCGUCUCGAAUACUCCUUCAGCUGGUCAUGUCCAUCUGCCAUCGUCGCAAGUGCGUUUGCCUGACGUCAAUUUUCCGACCUUCAGCGGUAAUUUCGAAACGUGGUUAAAUUUUCAUGACUUGUAUGUGUCGUUGGUUCAUUCUUCGGUGGAACUUUCGAACAUUCAAAAGUUUUAUUACCUUCGGUCGUCGUUAACGGGAGACGCGUUGCAGUUGAUACGAACAAUUCCGAUCAGUGCGAGUAAUUAUCCGGUUGCGUGGAACUUGCUUAUCGAACACUAUCAGAACCCGGCGCGAUUAAAACAAUCUUACCUGGACGCGUUAUUCGAAUUUUCGGUGUUGAAAAAAGAGAGUGCUUUAGACUUACACUCGCUAGUGGAAAAAUUUGAAGCAAACGUAAAGGUGUUGCAGCAAUUGGGCGAAAAAAUUGGGUUCUGGGACAUCGUGCUGGUUCGCAUGCUAGGUAGCCGCCUUGACUCCAAAACGAGAUGGGACUGGGAGGAGUCUUCAUCAACCAAUGACAAGAGUUCAUUUAAGGACCUGACGACCAGCGAAGAGUGA
Molecule: messenger RNA, 858 nt
Organism: Sabethes cyaneus
Lineage: Eukaryota; Metazoa; Arthropoda; Insecta; Diptera; Culicidae
Exons: 1
Coding region: 1-858 (285 amino acids)
Source: RefSeq, a predicted model, not a curated record